Molecule: messenger RNA, 1260 nt
Organism: Aspergillus ruber CBS 135680
Lineage: Eukaryota; Fungi; Ascomycota; Eurotiomycetes; Eurotiales; Aspergillaceae
Product: alanine--glyoxylate transaminase
Exons: 2
Coding region: 88-1248 (386 amino acids)
Cellular component (GO): peroxisome
Molecular function (GO): L-serine:pyruvate transaminase activity; L-alanine:glyoxylate transaminase activity
Source: RefSeq, a predicted model, not a curated record
CCACCGCUCGCCUCUUAUAAUCCACAACAAUCUUCUUCUACAACCACCUCUUCUUCCUCUACAACAUCAUCAUCACCAGCUGCCAACAUGUCCACUCAAGCUCCUCACCCGACUCUUCUCAUUCCCGGUCCCAUCGAGUUCGACGAUGCGGUCCUCAACUCCAUGGGCCACUAUGCUGAGUCCCACACAGCUCCCGGCUUCGUCAAGACUUUCGGAGAGACCUUGACCCUCGUUCGCAAACUUUUCCAGUCCUCCAACCCCGCCGCUCAGCCCUUCGUCGUUUCCGGCAGUGGUACCCUCGGCUGGGACAUGGUCGCCUCCAACCUGAUCGAGAGGGGUGAGAACGCGCUCGUCCUGCACACCGGUUACUUCGCCGACUCGUUCGCUGCUUGCUUGGAAACCUACGGCGCCAACGCCACCCAGCUCAAGGCCCCCAUCGGGGACCGCCCCUCGCUCGAGCAGAUCGAGCAGGCCCUCAAGGAGAAGACCUACAAGCUCCUCACCAUAACCCACGUCGACACCUCCACCGGUGUCCUCAGCGACGUCAAGGGUGUCACCGAGCUUGUCCGCCGCGUCAGCCCCGAGACCCUCGUCGUCGUUGACGGUGUCUGCUCCGUCGGCUGCGAGGAGAUCGCCUUCGAUGCCUGGGACAUCGAUGUCGUCCUGACGGCCAGCCAGAAGGCCAUCGGCUGCCCGCCUGGACUCAGCAUCGUCAUGACCUCGCCGCGCGCCGUCGACCGCUUCCGCAACCGCAAGACCCCUCCGGCCUCUUACUACGCCUCCAUGGCCAACUGGAUGCCCGUCAUGCAGAACUACGAGAACUUCAAGCCGUCGUACUUCGCUACUCCCUCCACCCAGCUCGUCCAUGCCCUGCACACCACCCUAACCCAGAUCACCUCGCGCCCGCUGUCGGAGCGCUUUGCCGCCCACACCCAGGCCUCGGAUAGCGUCAAGGCCGCUGUUGCCGAGCUAGGUCUGUCGCAGCUUGCUCCUAAGCCCGAGAACCAGGCCCACGGCAUGACUGCCAUCUACCUACCCGAGGGCCUCUUGCCCACCGAUGUGCUGCCCCUUCUGCUGAAGCGCGGAGUUAUCUUCGCGGCCGGUCUGCACAAGGAGAUUGCCACCAAGUACAUCCGUUUCGGCCACAUGGGUGUCAGUGUCACUGACCCCAACCGCAACCACAUUAAUUCGGCCAUUGCUUCUCUCAAGGAGGCUUUCUCUGAGGCUAAACAAGCCAAGGGUCUGUAAGCGUGCCAAAAA